Molecule: messenger RNA, 655 nt
Organism: Acanthisitta chloris (rifleman)
Lineage: Eukaryota; Metazoa; Chordata; Aves; Passeriformes; Acanthisittidae
Gene: MRPS11
Product: mitochondrial ribosomal protein S11
Exons: 4
Biological process (GO): translation; ribosomal small subunit assembly; maturation of SSU-rRNA from tricistronic rRNA transcript (SSU-rRNA, 5.8S rRNA, LSU-rRNA)
Cellular component (GO): ribosome; mitochondrial small ribosomal subunit
Molecular function (GO): structural constituent of ribosome; mRNA 5'-UTR binding; small ribosomal subunit rRNA binding
Source: RefSeq, a predicted model, not a curated record
CAAUUUCGUCCUGCAGAGGAACUCCAUGAGAUGGGACGGGAAGGUUUAUGAAGAGAUCCCGAUAGCUCACAUCAAAGCGACAUACAACAACACCCACAUCCAGGUGGUCAGCUUUGACAACAGGCCCUUUGCUCGCACGUCCUGCGGCACCGAAGGCUUCCAGAACGCCAAGAAGGGAACUGCUAUCGCGGCACAGACCGCGGCCAUCGCGGCAGCAACGAAAGCACGUGGGAAGGGUGUACUGCACGUGCGAGUUAUGGUGAAAGGACUGGGACCAGGACGCAAAGCUGCCAUCAAGGGUUUGACGAUGGGAGGUUUGGAGGUCAUCUCCAUCACAGACAACACACCAGUUCCCCACAAUGGCUGCCGCCCCCGCAAAGCCAGGAGAAUGUGAGGAGGCAGUGAAAGACACACACAGCUUUCAACAUCAGUGCAUGCAACAGGGACUGGGUGCAAUGUUGCUCCUGUGACAGAUUCUGGAAAGCCACUCUCCCUGGAUAUACUUGUUGAGGGAAGCUUGAAGAAGAGAUGGCCCAGACCAUCCUGGACCUUAAAAGUCCAGGUGCUAGAAGUGGUGGAAUCAGGAAUAUGUGUCCUCCCUUAGUGGGAAACCUCUUGUCUACAAAGUUUGUUGAUUAAAAUGUUGGUCUUUUGA